UAUCUCUGCGCGAUUCUAAAUCUGCCUAACUUAACUAGCUAGUCAACACCCGACGUUUAUAUUUGUAUACACAUUACAUUGUAUAAUAAUAAUAAUAAUAAAUAUAAUGUGUAAAUUUUAAAUAUCUUCAAGAUACAAUUUAUUACACAUAUUUUUGCCAAAACACUUCUUGUACUUGUUAGACUAUUUCUUCCUCUUAUUCCUUCGGGCCAAUUCGAGACGCUUUCAAACUUAAACAAUCUUGCCAACAAUCAUUUUUAAUUUUUACUUGUUUUUUAUUUUUACAUCUGUGAUAAGACCGUCACUUACGUCUUUACCUCCGUCACCUGGAAUUUUUAAUGAUGUAAUCCAUAAUCCCACAGUACAAAUAUCACAAGUGUAUCAACAUAUGUCAGUAAAUCUGCGUUGCAAAAAAAAAAAAUUCAAAUUUUCCAAAUGUUUGAACGUAAAAUAAGUUAACAAUUUGGAAAUCAUGUUCGAAUCGCUGUCAUCAUUAUUAUCACCGUCAGUGUUAAUCAAAAGAAGAAAAAAGUUUCACAUUAACAGCAAAAGUUUUAAAAAACAAAUUAAGAAUUCGUUAAAUGAUGAAUUGCAUAAGCGCGAUGUGUGCGCAUCCGGGAACAACGUCCACUGGGUCGUCAAGGAAGAUAAUUUAUACGAUUUUGACCGGGCAUGUACGUCAUCUAUCCGGCCGACGAGCUUCUCAGAAUCUACGAUAAUCCUAUCCGUCGUUUUUCAUUGACUUGUUCGUAUACUACUUCAGUACAAUCUACAUCUCCAUCUCCAUCUUCGUCACCAGUUACACCUGCAAUUGAAAAAUCACAUCAUGACAAUGACUGCCUUGACGGAGAAGAAAAACCUAAACAGAGACAAUUAAGAACUUUUAAAAAUUUUAGUGAUAAACAGAAAAAUAAAAAAAAUAGUAGUAAUAGUACAUUGAGCGUUACUUCUGAACAGUGUAAUAAAAAUAGUAAAAAUAUAAGAAACUUUAGUAUAAGUAAGAAGUUAAACAGUUCAGUGAGUAGUAAAAAAAAAUUAAACAGCCCGAUUAUGCAAAAUCGAAACGGUGAAGAGGGUAAUAAUCCCUUUAAGGAUCUGACACAUGCCACUCUCAAUGAACCUCUCAAACAACAUAAUGGCAAUGCUCUUAAGCUUGUACAAACUGUUUCCGACUUCGCUCAGGAGUUCGGGAGCGCGAUUGAGAGUCACGCGGCCAAUGUACGUCGACUUGUCGACGAGUUCCGCGGGAGGUCGAGCGAAGCUCGGAACGACGCUGGCAGCGGCGGAAUGCGACGUAUUUGGGAAAGCCUCCUACGGCAAAUUGAAGCUGACGCUGCAGCACAAUUGGACCUUGCUGCUGUUCUCCAACAACAAAUUUCACGGCCUGUUCAAGAAGCCGGUUUUUAUCGGAAAAUACAGUCACGAAAAGUGUUUGCGCACCGUGAAGCGUACGAGCAAGUGGUGAGCAAGACGGAGGAGAAGCUACAGCGCGCAAGGGUCGAUUACAAACGCGCAUAUGGUGCUCUUUUGAGUAUUAACGAGAGCACAACAAGCGAACAGGAACAAAACAAUCUAAAACGAGGUUACUUUGAAGCUCACAAUGCCUACGUACUUCAACUACGUGCAACCAAUGCAAUUGCCGAGCGUUAUCAGUUUCACUGUCUGCCAGCCCUGCUCGGCGAAAUAGCUGAGGUUUACGAAGAACUUUCUGGGCUUACGUGCGGAUGCGUUACUAGAAUUGCCGAAGCUGCCGGAGAACGUGUCACUGAACAAAAUAAACGUUAUCAAGCAAUUGUCAAAGAAGCUCAAAAUGUCUCUGCUCAAAACGAUCUACAAGUUAUUGCUAAAAAUCUUGCGAGCAGCACAACCCCCAGAAAACCACCGCGACGGCUGUUCGUACCCCCGUCACCACCCGAACAGAUUCCAAUGGAAAAAAUUAAUCAGGUGCCUGCCUUGAGGGAUGAAUUGGUACCGACUGGAAUUAACAGUCAACCGAAUCUUGAUGAUUUGCGCCGCGAGGCUGAUUCUCUUACACUAGAAAUUGGAAGGCUUCAGGAUUCUUUAGAUGCUCUGAUGCGAAUGCAACGCAAAAGUGCUGAGGGUAAUCUUUUCACAAAAGCGGCCGAGCUUCAAGAAGAUAUCUCGAUGAAACGUUUCGAUUUAGGAGUUGCCCAUUUGCACUUAGCCGCAGUCCAAGCCCAGAAAGAGUUGUUUGGAGCAGGUGACGUAGGACCACCAGACGGCAUGAGCAACCGGAAGAUGUCCAAUGGAUCCACCGGAAGUACCAAGCACAAAUGGCUCAAAGCCUUCAAAAGCCUCAAGACAAGUUCACCCACUACUCCACCAACAUCCGACAAGCCGGGAAAGGGAGCGAUGUAUCAUGCAGUCUCGACAGUCGUUGCCAUGUCCAGGAAAAACUUGGAGUCGGAAGGAGGUCACCAAUGGCGCGAGUACACAUACCGGAAAAUAACUCCAUGUGAUGCCUGCGGACAGGUGCUGAGAGGGCACAGUCGUCAGGGACUCAGGUGUCGUGGAUGCAAAGUAAAUGCUCAUGCGGAUUGUAUAAAUCUAGUUCAACCAGCGAAUUGUCCAAGUCUUGCGCCAAAACGUAGCGGUGGUAUUCCGCUGCUAAGACGACAGAGAACUUCCGCACCACCUGUCGACGAAACUGCCUCGACCGAGCACAGCAUUGACGCUACGUACCAGGUGCUCAAGCAGGCGGGUGAGAUCCGUGGCAAUUCAACAAACUCACCACCUACGCCUCCUACUGGAGAUCAUCUUUCCUCUGGAGCGGCUCCUACAUCGAGGAUUAUUUCAUCCCACCCUUCCUCGUCCACCUCUGCUCCGCAUAGUCCACAACGUCGGCGUGAGCGAUUGAAUCUGAGGAUGAAGAGCCUCAGUUUGGAUUCACCCGAGGGGACGGCUCACGUGAGGCACAGGCCCAGGGACUACUACCAGGGCCAAAAGGACUCGACGCCACCGAGACACUCCGAUAGCGGCAGUAUAAAUCGUCUGUCUCCUUGCAGUUCAGGUCACGGACAGCCGGUUCAACGACAAGGACGCGGAGCCAUCAGGAUGUCAAGUAUGGAAUUGCCGGACGACAACGACAAAUCUUAUUCAUCUGCCAGCACUUCACCCUGCCCGUCGCCGCACGCUAACAAUCAGAACCACUUGAAUUUGCCGGGCAAACGAGUGCUACCAACAAACAAUCUUUACGUCGUAUUGUACAAUUUUGACGCGCGUCAUCGAGAUGAGCUUGACCUCAAAGCCGGUUAUAAAAUAACAGUUAUUGAUAAAUCGGAGAAAGAUUGGUGGAAAGGUAAAUGUUUAGGUGGCAGAGCUGGUUAUUUUCCAAGCGCGUAUGUUAUGAAAAUAGAAUCUGGUCAAAAAACACAUCAAGUUACUCGUAAUCUUCAACUAUCUGAUCAAAUAACACUUUUACGCGAUCAAAUCGUCAUCCAAGUAAGCGAACCAGUUGACGGUGUCGCGAUGGUACGAUGCGCAGCGGACACAAGAUCAUCCGGACACGUUACCGAGGAAGGUGAUGUGAGAUUUCGCGAAGUUCUCUGCCCUCUUAAAUUUCUCCAGGAAGUGUGA
Messenger RNA from Microplitis demolitor, 3597 nucleotides. RefSeq lists its product as uncharacterized. Lineage: Eukaryota; Metazoa; Arthropoda; Insecta; Hymenoptera; Braconidae. Gene Ontology annotation, cellular component: extrinsic component of cytoplasmic side of plasma membrane. The transcript is spliced from 14 exons. Gene Ontology annotation, molecular function: protein binding. Gene Ontology annotation, biological process: positive regulation of voltage-gated calcium channel activity; skeletal muscle contraction; positive regulation of protein localization to plasma membrane. Bases 673 to 3597 code for a protein of 974 amino acids. The record is from RefSeq and is a predicted model, not a curated record.